This is a messenger RNA of Rosa rugosa (rugosa rose), 816 nucleotides long. RefSeq lists its product as uncharacterized. The record is from RefSeq and is a predicted model, not a curated record. Gene Ontology annotation, molecular function: catalytic activity. The transcript has a single exon. Bases 1 to 816 code for a protein of 271 amino acids. NCBI's taxonomy places the organism in Eukaryota, Viridiplantae, Streptophyta, Magnoliopsida, Rosales, Rosaceae.
AUGAAUAUUCUGUUUUGGAACUGUCAAAGAAUUGUGAAUAGAAGAACUAGACAUGCUCUGAAGAUGUUAAUUCAAAAGCAUCGCAUCAAUCUGGUUGUUCUCAGUGAGACUCAUUGCACUAAGGAACAACAUCAGUCUCUUCGACGAUCUAUUGGGCUUCCUCAUAUUGCUCACUUUGACUGUGUGGAGAGAGCAGGGGGUCUCGCUUUACUCUGGGAUGACUCCAUCUCGGUUAGGGUUCAAGAUGUGGAGCGGUAUUAUGUUGAUGCCUAUAUCCAAGCUCCUAACGAGGUGGAGUGGCGUUUCACUGGGUUUUAUGGACAUCCUGAGACUGGACAAUGUCACUUGUCGGGGAAUCUGUUACGAUCUUUAGCCCGGAAUCCAGGGGAUCUUUGGGUAGUUGCUGGUGAUUUCAAUGAAAUAUUGGAGUUAGGAGAGAAGUCAGGAGGUAGGGUGCGUAGUCAAGGGCAGAUGCAGGCGUUUCAGGAUGCCCUCUCGGAUUGUAACCUGAAGGAUAUGGGUUCUACUAGAGGAUUGUACACGUGGUCUGAUUCGAACACGAAGGAGAGGCUCGACAGGGGCACCUGUACCCCAACCUGGUUAUCGGAAUUUGGUUUUUCACGUGUGGUUAAUCUCCAUCCUAGUAGGUCGGACCACAUACCCCUUCUCUUGGAGGUUCGUAAGGAACAAAUGUGUCAUGAAAAACUCCGAUGUCAAUUCCGGUUUGAAGAGAUGUGGUGUGCUCAUGGAGGCUUCUCGGCCAAGGUGGAGGAGGCUUGGAGUACUCCUUAUGGUGGGGAACCCAUGCUCUAUUAA